This is a messenger RNA of Anopheles coluzzii, 1790 nucleotides long. Its product is annotated as serine protease inhibitor 42Dd-like. Gene Ontology annotation, molecular function: serine-type endopeptidase inhibitor activity. The transcript is spliced from 5 exons. The record is from RefSeq and is a predicted model, not a curated record. Lineage: Eukaryota; Metazoa; Arthropoda; Insecta; Diptera; Culicidae. The coding region runs from base 239 to 1516 and encodes 425 amino acids.
GUACAUAACGUAUCAGCGCUUAUCUUGUGUGUGUGUUAACCCAUGUUGCCAAUAUUCAUCCCCUCCCAACGGCCUAUCGCUGAAUCACAGACAUAAGUUUGAUCGUGUUUGUGUUGGUGCUGCCGAAAAAGCCAAAAACACACCGAUAUUUGCUGCGGCCGCCCAAAUACACCGGCUAGACGCCCAUCCAACAACACCAACUCGCAUCCGGCUGAAUGAGUCAUCGCACCGUAACGCAAUGCCCGCUAUACGACGGUUCGGUACGCUACGCCCAGUUCUAGCAGUGCUUCUACUACUAGCCAAAGUGCAAUCGAUUGAGGACCAUUUAUCAACCCAACCGGAGAUAACAAACCAUCUGGACCGCCCCAAAGUUACCAUGGCCGACAAUAGCAGCUCUCUCGAUGCGCAAUUUGUGUCACAGUCGAACAGCUUCGCUACCAAGCUGUACCAGCGAAUAAGUGCGAAACAUGCGGGAGAGAAUGUGGUCAUUUCGCCCUUCUCGAUCAGUGCGUGCCUUUCCCUGGCCGCGAUGGGCGCCGGCGGCCUUACCGCAGAGCAGAUGUACUCCGUGCUGGAAUUUGGAGCGCCAGACAGAAAGCAAACCGUGGCCGACAACUAUCGGCGCCUAAUGGAGCGCCUCGCCACCGACAGCACGGUGAACGUGGCGAACAAAAUCUACGUCAUGCAGAAUUACGCUGUCAAGGGUGCGUUCAACGCGAUUGCCACCGGCAGCUUCCGGUCGGAGGCCGAGUCGGUCAACUUUGCCGAGAGCGCGGCGGCAGCGAAAAAGAUCAACGGCUGGGUGGAGGAGAAGACGAACAACAAAAUCAAAGAUCUGAUCUCGCCGGAUGCGCUGGACGAGCUGUCGCGCAUGGUGCUGGUCAAUGCGGUGCACUUCAAGGGCACCUGGACGUACCAGUUCGAUCCGAGCCUGACCCGCCCGUUCCCGUUCUGGCUGAGCGAGACGGAAUCGCGCGACGUGCCGAUGAUGAACAUCAAGAAACACUUUGCCUUCAACAACUUCGAGGAGCUCGGCUUCUCGGCGCUGGAGCUCACGUACGGCGGGAGCGACAUGACGAUGAUGCUGCUGCUGCCGAACGAGCGGAUGGGUUUGGCCGCGCUCGAGGAAAAGCUGCCCACGCUCAAUCUGGCCGAGCUGGCGGGGAAAAUGCACAAGCAGGAGGUAGAGGUGUUUCUGCCCAAAUUCAAGAUCGAAUUUACGCGCGAUCUCAACGAGGAUCUGCAAGCGCUCGGCAUGGAAAGAAUGUUCAGCGACUCGGCCGAAUUCCCCGACCUGCUGGAGCAAAACGAACCACUGAAGGUGUCCAAAGUCGUCCACAAAGCGUUCAUUGAAGUGAACGAGGAAGGCACUGAGGCAGCUGCUGCUACCGGUAUGGUGAUGAUGACGUGCGCAAUGAUUAUGUACCCUAUGUUUACGGCUGAUCAUCCGUUCCUAUAUGCGCUGAAAGAUUCGCAAGGAAACAUCUUGUUCAUUGGUAAAAUACUUAAAGUUUGAAACACGAGCAAUAUAAAAUGCUUCAAAUCGGACCAAAUACGCAUAACCUCACAAACACAAACAGUUGCCUUAACUAAUCCAUCCGUAUGUAUGCAUUUAAACGCGCACAACAAUACAAACCGUACAAAGCUACCUCUUCUGUAUAGCGUAUCAAAGAGCACACUAAGCACUUAAGGUACUUACAAAUGUUCCAAAUAUAUUUAUAUUAAUGUCAAUGUGGUGUACAACACACCAAGUGUCAUAAAAUAAAGGAUAAACUUUUUUGUUUCACUCA